AUUGUAGUAGAUCACAUUCAUACAUAUGAUAAUUGAGGUUAGUCGGAAGUCAUCAUGAAGUGUGUAUCUCUUGAAAAUUGUUAAAUCGUUCAGUACAAUUAAACAAAUUUUAUUGUUUGAAAAUAAAUUCAACACAUAUGGAAGAAGUUUUAAGCACUGCGUAUAAAAGUUACGGCUUUGUUAAGAUCAUUAAAAAGGAAGACAAUUCAAAGAAGCAACAUCGUCAUAAUUAAACAUGGGGGAUCAAGUUGAGCUUGUAAAUAUUCUAGAAACGGAAGACUUUCAGAGUGUGGAUAAUAUCAAAACUAAUGUGUGGAAUCAGAAACUUGCUAAAAUUCACAAGGCUGUUAGGAAAAAAGAUAAAUUAAUUUUACUCUUUAUAGUAGUGCAGUUAAUUUGUAUUUCUCUGACAGUUGCAUAUUUGAAUGCUUAUAUUGAGAAGUUUGCAAGACUAGAAACGCAGAUACAAGAAUUGACUUUUAAUGCUUCGAAAAUAACAAGUGUAGAUAGACUAGUUCAGAUAUCAAGUCCGUUGGGAACACAAUGCAACGCUGGCGAUAAGGGAGAGAAAGGUGAGAGAGGUGAUUAUGGACUAAGAGGUUUAACUGGCGUAUCGGGCGACAAAGGCGAAAUAGGAGACAAAGGUUCAAGUGGAGCCAAGGGACAAAUAGGAGAUAAAGGUCCAUUUGGAGAAAAGGGACCAACUGGAAUGAAAGGUCAAAAUGGAGAAAAGGGUCUAACAGGUGAAAGAGGACCAAUUGGAGAUAAAGGCUUAAAAGGUAUACAUGGCGAAAAGGGUAUCAACGGUGACAAGGGUGCAAUUGGAAAUGAGGGUCCUAGUGGCGACAAUGGUCAAAAAGGAGCACGUGGAGAAGAUGGCGAAAAAGGAAGUCCUGGAGAAUCAGUUCAGGUAAAGUCAUGUGAUGCUGGAUGGGAACAGUUUAAACAAAGCUGUUAUUACAUUGAAAUAAGAUCAACGAAGACUUGGAAUGAGGCAAAAAUGGAUUGUCGCAUUAAAGGAAGCAGACUUGUAAAAAUAGACAAUGCAUUUGAAAAUAGCUUUUUGAAAUCAUUUGCAAAAGAUAGGAAUGCACGUCACGUUUGGAUCGGAGCACAUGUUUCAAUGGGAGAACCUCAUUUUGUGUGGGAAGCUGACAAUACAGAUGUUACUUUUACCGACUGGGCAGCUCACCAACCUGAUAAUUCGCGAAAUGCCGAAGACUGUGUUCAUUUGGACUAUGGCCUGUCAAACACAUGGAAUGAUAAUAGCUGUUCAAAGAGACUCGGAUACAUUUGUGAAAAACAAUAUUUGUUGAAAAUGAGUGAACAAGUUCAACUGGUAAAUAUUUUACAAGCAGAUGAAUGGAAUAAAUCAGAACUUCAAAGAAGAGAUAGUAUAGAAACUAAUGCGUGGAAUGAUAAACUUGCUGAAAUUCGUAACGCGAGUAAAAAAAGAGAUAGAGCAUUUUUAGCCCUGACUAUAAUGCUGUUGAUAUGUUUUUCACUUGCAGUUACAGUCGUUGUCAUAUACUUGGAAGAGUAUAUAGAAAAGAGUUCGGAACUAGAAAAGCAGAUUCAUCAUUUGAAUACUUCUGGUUGGGAAAGAAAAUCUCAUUUGUCUAAUCAAUUAGGUAGUAGUGACCAUGGGAAUUUCCCUAAAGGUAAAAAAGGCUCUAGGGGAGAAAUGGGUCCUGUUGGUCAUAAAGACACUGCUGGUGAUAGGGGACAACAAGGUAAAAAAGGAGAAACUGGAAACAAAGGUUCAGCUGGAAGUAAGGGACAACUCGGAGAUGUAGGUCCUAUAGGAGGAAAAGGACAAAAUGGUACGAAAGGAUCAAAAGGAGAAAAGGGCAUGAGUGGCGAAAAAGGACUACUGGGAGAAAAGGGUGCAGUUGGUGCAAACGGUUCGGCUGGCGACAAAGGUACCAUUGGAGAUGAAGGUCCAAGUGGACAAAAAGGGGAAGUCGGAGAAAAAGGUGCACUUGGUGCAAAAGGUCAUAAUGGAAACAAAGGAGUAGAUGGUGAAAUGGGAAGGCCGGGUGAAAUGGGCCAGACUGGUCUAGUUGGACCUACCGAAAGGAAAGGUUCGAUUAGCGAAAAAGGACCAACUGGCGAUAAAGGACCGAAGGGAGAAAUUGGACUUGCUGGCCAAAAAGGUGAAAAGGGUAUCAGAGGUGACAAAGGUUUAGUGGGAAAUAUGGGUCCAGUUGGCGACAAGGGACAAAUAGGAGCACGAGGACAAAAUGAUGAAAAGGGAAAUCCAGGAGAAUCAGUAAAGACGAUAAAUUGUGGUUCCGGAUGGGAACAGUUUAUGAGAAGUUGUUAUCAUUUUCAAUUCAAGUCAAAGAUGACAUGGAAUGCGGCAAAAACUGAUUGUCAUAGAAAGGGAGGAUUCCUUGUGAAAAUUGACAAUACUGUUGAAAAUUGGUUCUUGAAAUCGUUUAUAAUUGUCGCUAAAAACCCAGGUCACGUGUGGAUUGGAGCUCAUGAUUCUGUACAAGAAUCUCGUUUUAUAUGGGAAUCCGAUAAUACAGUGCUAACUUAUACCGACUGGAAUCCAGGCGAACCUAAUAAUGCUGGUGAAGAAGAUUGUGUACAUAUGAGUAGUGCUCUUACAUAUAAAUGGAAUGACAUUCAAUGUUCACAUAAAUUUUCAUUUAUUUGUGAGAAACAUUAACAAUAACUAUGCUUUAAUUCUCCAACUUUUUUUUAAGUCUAUUAUGAGAGUUGCUCAGAGUUAUUCUUUGUUGAUAAAAUAUUGUGUUUCUUCAAAAUAAAAUUUUUAAAGUUUUCUUUUCAGUUUUUUUAACAGAA
Mytilus californianus (California mussel) is the source of this 2814-nucleotide messenger RNA. RefSeq lists its product as uncharacterized. Lineage: Eukaryota; Metazoa; Mollusca; Bivalvia; Mytilida; Mytilidae. The transcript is spliced from 15 exons. The record is from RefSeq and is a predicted model, not a curated record. Bases 236 to 2677 code for a protein of 813 amino acids.